This is a messenger RNA of Eleginops maclovinus (Patagonian blennie), 876 nucleotides long. RefSeq names its product interleukin-12 subunit alpha. NCBI's taxonomy places the organism in Eukaryota, Metazoa, Chordata, Actinopteri, Perciformes, Eleginopidae. The record is from RefSeq and is a predicted model, not a curated record. The transcript has 7 exons. Bases 95 to 685 code for a protein of 196 amino acids.
UAUGUUGAGGGGAAUCCCUUCAUCAGUGGGUAUAAAACACUUAAGGAUGUCUGAGUUCAGUCAGUUACAGCAAAGAAUCUGAAUCCUAUCCAAGAUGCCUCUCAUCCAGCUCUACUUCACUCCUGCACUGCUGCUGCUAGUGCUCACCUGUCCACAGGUCAGCCAGUCUAUGCCAGUGAUGGUUAAAGGACCGGUGACCGACUCCUGGGUUUUCUACGCUCAGAUACUUCUACACAACAUCACUGAUGCACUCACAAAGGAUAACCUGUUCAGUGGAAUCAACUGCAGUCAGCAGAGCGUGAAGCUCAACAUGGAGACAGUCACGCCAUCAGUAUGCACACCAAAGGGAACAACAUGCUCAGGGAUCGCUAAGACAGAAUUUGAUCAGAACUUAUGUCUGACACACAUAGAGAAGGAUCUGCAUCACUACUACACAUUUCUAGCUGCUCAGCCGGACCCUAACGGUUCACUCGCCCCAACUCUGUCCAGCCUCAGAGAGUUCAUUGAGAACAGCUUCACAUUGCCUCUGCCAGGUCAGCUGGCAGAGACAACGGAGGAGGUUCCUCCAGAGUCUCAAUACAAUAAAAGGCUGAACCUCUGCAAAGUGCUGAAGGGCUUCCAGCUCCGCAGCAUCACAAUCAACAGAGUCCUUUCUUACAUGAAGUCUGGAGAACACACUAAAUGAGAUCAGGAGCUUCAAAAAAGCUUAGCAAAACCACUUUAAACACAAAUGACAUAAACUAACAGUCCAAUUAUUUAAAUAAUCUAGAAAACACUUCAGUCUACAAUAUGACUGUUUACAGUACAUAAAUUCAUUUUAUGAAGUCAUGUAACUCAUCAUUUACAUCAAUAUGGUGUGUUAAAGUAUUUUUUUAA